This is a messenger RNA of Microthlaspi erraticum, 750 nucleotides long. NCBI's taxonomy places the organism in Eukaryota, Viridiplantae, Streptophyta, Magnoliopsida, Brassicales, Brassicaceae. The record is from the annotation of a GenBank genome assembly.
AUGAAACAUCCGGCCACGACCGUUCCGACUCGGCCAAGACCCGACUGUCCGGCCGAUCGUCCCGACCGACCGUCCGAACGCCGCGGUCGACCCGAAGCCGUUUUUGAAGCCCAAUCCGCACAAUUCAAGCCCAAAGCCGGCGCCGACCUAGCUAGAUUAGCUUUUCAGGUUUUCCUAGUUAGAUAUGGAGAAGGAGCCACAAGCCUCUUCCCCUAUAAAGGCGAUGCCAAUUCGCCACAUACCACCUCAAAGCACCUCUUGAGCGAACAAGAGAUGUUAAGCCCUCAAGCACCACCACCUUCAUGGGAUAGUCCUCCAAGACCAUCCACUUUGAAGACAAAGAAGAAACUUCUUCCUUACCUUGAAGCAGCCGACCUGGAGACGUCUAGCCAAGCCGCAUCACACCAAGAAGAGUACCUUCUAGCCACACCAGAAGAGGAGAUUAACCCUGAGCUGAUCGAGUUCGUGAAGAGAGAUCAAUUCCAUGAUCUGUUUUCAGAGUAUGCACUGGAGCACAUAGAUCACUUUGACAAUCUUUGUGAUUCCUAUGGAGUUUUUGACUUUGAGAAGAAGAUGAUGCUAUUCAGCACAUCACUAGCUGGACCAGCACUAGAUUGGGCGCAGCAUGAACCACCUCUACAAUCGAGUCAUGGAUCGAUUUUAGAGAAGCUUUCUUGGAAAGGUUUGCAAGAAGCCACCUUUCAAAUCCAAGUACCACCACUACUCUCAUCAGCUGGAGAGAGAGCGUGA